AUGUGUACACCUGGUAGAGGAACAAUCGGACCAGGUAGAGGAUCUGUAGAGACAUCUACACCUGGUAGAGGAACAAUGGGACAAGAUAGAGGAUCUGUAGAGAGAUCUACACCUGGUAGAGGAACAAUUGGACCAGGUAGAGGAUCUGUAGAGAGAUGUACACCUGGUAGAGGAACAAUGGGACCAGGUAGAGGAUCUGUAGAGAGAUCUACACCUGGUAGGGAACAAUGGGACCAGGUAGAGGAUCUGGUAGAGAGAUCUACACCUGGUAGAGGAACAAUGGGACAAGAUAGAGGAUCUGUAGAGAGAUCUACACCUGGUAGAGGAACAAUGGGACCAGGUAGAGGAUCUGUAGAGAGAUGUACACCUGGUAGAGGAACAAUGGGACCAGGUAGAGGAUCUGUAGAGAGAUCUACACCUGGUAGAGGAACAAUCGGACCAGGUAGAGGAUCUGGUAGAGAGAUCUACACCUGGUAG
This is a messenger RNA of Haliotis rubra (blacklip abalone), 477 nucleotides long. Its product is annotated as chromatin target of PRMT1 protein-like. Bases 1 to 477 code for a protein of 158 amino acids. Lineage: Eukaryota; Metazoa; Mollusca; Gastropoda; Lepetellida; Haliotidae. The transcript has a single exon. The record is from RefSeq and is a predicted model, not a curated record.